Molecule: messenger RNA, 1380 nt
Organism: Plutella xylostella (diamondback moth)
Lineage: Eukaryota; Metazoa; Arthropoda; Insecta; Lepidoptera; Plutellidae
Gene: Nse1
Product: SMC5-SMC6 complex component Non-SMC element 1
Biological process (GO): double-strand break repair via homologous recombination
Cellular component (GO): nucleus; Smc5-Smc6 complex
Molecular function (GO): ubiquitin-protein transferase activity
Source: RefSeq, a predicted model, not a curated record
UUGAUUCAUUCGUUUGUUUUGUUUGUCAAUGUUUACCCUUUCCGGUAUUUUUCUGUUUAAUUUUCUUCAAUAUUCUUGCAAAACGAAGCUUUUUAAGUAAUAACAAUAAAUGUUCAAGUUUAUCUAGCAGUUGCACCUUCACGUUACAUUAUGGCGUACGGAAAAACUCACAGGUUCCUUCUUCGCUCGAUUGCUAGCCGUGGAGUGAUGUCCAUCAUUGAAGUAGAAAAUGCUGUUAAAGCUUUUACAGAUGAAGAACUACCACUACCAGAGAUGAUAAGAGCAAUAAAUGAAGAAAUCAGACCAUUCCAGCAAAAUAUAAAGUAUGUGAAAGACGAACUGAGCAACGAUGAGCUUCUAGUGUUCCUAUCCCUGGGCUAUGAUGAUGCAACUAAAGCUCAGAACAUUUUCUCUCCGAAUGAACUAGAGCUGUUCCGGUUGCUUCUUGAAGAAAUCAUGAGCACUGAAACUCGUCAAGUUACAGGAAUAAAUGCAAUCAAUUUGGUUGGUAAAAUGAAAGGGUCUUUUUCUAAAACUGAUGCUCAGAAACUCCUGACCCGCUGGUGUAGGAUGCAUUACCUGGACAAAGAUGAGAAUAACUAUGCCCUCGGAGUGCGGGCAAUCCACGAGUUUGAGUCGUACUUCCGUCAAAACAUGCCGGACACCAUUGAAGAGUGCUUUCUGUGUAAACAGAUUGUCUUUAGGGGAUACAACUGUCCUGCCUGUGGCCUGGCAGUUCACACUCGGUGCCUCAACAGCUACUUGGAAAAGGUACAGAAGUGGCCCUGCUGCAAGGCUGACUACAGCGCAUCACAGAUUGAACGACUUCAUGGGAGUUCCAGGCAUUCCGUGACUCAACAACAGGAGAAUCUAGAACAAUCCGAGCAAUACAACACCAUAGCCGAGCCACUGACCGAGGAGACACUGAAUGAGACAGAAGAUAUUGAGCAGACUCAGUCCACUCAGAUGGGCAUAUCACAGUGUGUGACGAGAAAGAGAAAACGACAGAGGGAGUGAGUGAGAUGACGCUAUUUUUGUUUAUGUUGCCAUAGGAGCUAAGUUUAGUAUUUCAGAGUUCAUGUUUUGUUUAUGAUUGUGUCUAGAUUUUUUUGUUUGGAUUGUUCUGUCUUUUUGUUGUUUGAAAAUAUUAGUUCCUAUGGCAUAAAAGUAAUGUUGAUUUGAUUUGAAUGAUCUGCCAAAUAAUUUUACUAAGGACUACUUUGUAAAAGUAUUGGUUUUUUGGUAGAUCAUGCAGUAGAUAGCUAGCUAGUUUGUAUUAUUAUUAUGUUUUAAUAAGAAAGCGUGGUCGUUAACUAACCAAAACCUUAUUGUUGAUUUGUUUAGGACUUAAACUACGAAAUAAAUGAUACAAUAAUAUUU